AUGUGUUUGAUGUAUGCAUUGCCUUGCAGGGUGUACACAGUGGUGGGCAGUAUCGAGGCGGCAUACGGCAUAAUGGCCAACCUUGCACCAGUGCAGCUGCUGUCAGUGGAGCAGCUUAAGGCCGCCAUGAAGGCUGACUGCUCUGGUAGCACGCCCUCUCAGGCCUUCCAGCUGCUGCUCAAGCUGGCGCAAAAAGGAAGAGGGCUCAUGUUGGAAAGCCAGGGGUCGGCCGAGAAAGGCAAGAAGGAUGUCGUGAAGUCCUCCCAUCCUUCCCUUCCCAUCUCCAAGCAGCUCCCCACUCCAUUCCCCAUCAAGGGCUUCGAGAUGACAUCCUUCUACGGCUGGUUUGGGCUGCUGCUGGCUGUGCAGCGGCAGCCAGUGGUGGUGCUUAUUGAGGCAUCAGCCGACUCGUUCAAGGAUUACAAUGGGGUGUACAAGUACCAGGGCCCAGCGUGCUUCACGUACAACCUGAACCACGUGGUGCUGCUGGUGGGUUACCGCUUGGUGGGCAAGGACUCGCGCUUCCCCCACAUGGCGCCGCCCUUCUGGAUCAUCCGCAACUCAUGGGGGCCUGACUGGGCCCAGCGCAAUCCAUGUGCAGUGGGCACGUGUGUGAAUGACGGGCCGGGGUCGUACUCGUGUGUGUGUCCACCGGGCUUCAGGCAGGGCACCACUGUCGAGGGCACCUUCUCCUGUGCUCCAAGUACCUUCUCCUGUGCUCCAGGUACCUUCUCCUAUGCUCCAGCUAAGCUAGCUUCUCCAAUGCUCGAGCCAUCGGUGUCGUGUGCAGCACCCAUCCCACUAGCCACUGUGCUCAACGUGGCCAACCCAGCAUCUUUCAUCCCCUGCACUGUCUACUACAGCACUCAGCAGGGUGACACCUGUGCGGACCUAGCCACAUACUUCACAGUGGCCUGGUCCUGCAUGUGGGACCCUCCCAGCUGCCUGCCUGCCUUCCAGGCGCUCAACCCCAGCUUGGACUGCGAUGCCAACGGUGGGUUGCUGCAGCCCGGGAAGACAGUGUGUGUGGAGCGCAAAAAGGAUAAUGUGGGGCUCAUCCUAGUGUGCUCACAGUACUACCUGGUGCAGAGCGCAGAAACGUGCGAGUCCAUCUGCAACAUGCCUUACCCCCCUCUAACUCCCAAGGAGGGACCUCAAUGCCGGGGUGCCUAA
Messenger RNA from Closterium sp. NIES-65, 1173 nucleotides. NCBI's taxonomy places the organism in Eukaryota, Viridiplantae, Streptophyta, Zygnematophyceae, Desmidiales, Closteriaceae. The record is from the annotation of a GenBank genome assembly.